AUGGCUCGUGAAAACGCGGUGAUUUGUGAUAGCCUUGGCUUAACGUCAAUUCCUUCGAUACAAAGUUUUGGUGGAACGCCUAUCAAGUAUUUGUCCAUCACGGGCGACGCUAAGAACUUGAACAACAUCCCAAAGAUAUGCAGGAAUGAUUUCCAAGGAGCCUCUGCUGUAACCAGUAUGGCGAUAUCGUGGAGUCAAGUCCGGUCACUCGAAGACGAAGUGUUCGCGGAAAUGCCUGGUCUGAAAACACUGGCUCUCUCUGACAAUGAGCUGCAGAGUCUUUCCGCCGCUACCUUCUCUGGUAUAACGAGUUUAAGACAACUGGACCUAUCAGGGAACAAACACUGUUCAUUUGACGAGACAAUGUUCACACACAUUCCCAACAUUACCGUUCUUGUAAUGGGCGACAUGAACCUUCAAACGCUGAAGGAAACCUUCUUCGAGAGUCUUAUGUCACUUCGAGUUCUCAAACUAUAUUCCAACAACAUCAAAACCCUGCCAGAAAACCUGAUUGUAAAUCUAGCAAACUUAGAGUCACUGGAUCUUGCAUCAAAUCAACUACAAACCGUUCCUGUUCAGUGGAAACCAAAGUUCUUAACGAUGACACAGGUCCAUUUGGCAGAAAACCCUCUGCAGUGUAACUGCUUGUUGUCAUGGUUGCGAGAAAUGCCUGGUCACUUGUUUCACAGCGCACUUGAUUCGAGUUCGGUAGUGUGUAACGGACCACAAAAGUUGCGCUACGCUUCUUUCGCAAAUGUUCACGACAAGGACUUCUUAUGUAUUCCUCCAAAGGUGCUGCGCUGCGCGCAGACGAAAUAUUCCAUCGACAUCAACCAGCGACUAUCAAUUGUCUGCAAGUUUGACGGUGAUCCUGUACCGGAAAUCAAGUGGACGAGACCGGAUGGACAUGAGUAUGACGGUCGGAACACAUCGGAUGGAGCGUAUGAAGUGACCCAGAAUGGAACUCUGAUAGUGAACGGAGUAACGAUGAGUGACUACGGCGAGUGGAAAGUAAUGGCUUACAAUAAAACGGCAUACGAUGAGAUUUACGUGACAGUACACGUUGUCACCACGACAGGCUCGACAUUGACAAUGAGCAAUACGACCACAACACCGAAACAAACAAUAACGAAGCUUACUACACCAGCACAAAACGGCCUAACAGCAACCGCGACCCCAGAACUUACAAACGCAAGGCUUACAACAGCGACCACAAUGUAUACCGCGAAUGAUGCGACAAGAUUGUCUGGUGAAUGGAUGGAUUCUGCGCAGACUAAAAUCGCCAACGAUUCUGGAUUUCUUAUUGGUGUAAUGGUGACUGCUGCAGUAAUCAGUUGUCUGGUAACGGUAGGCGUUAUUGCAUAUUGCCUGAUGAAGAAGUUCGUAAUUUUAACUAACAAAGUCAGUAACAGAGCUGCGGCUUAG
Dreissena polymorpha is the source of this 1425-nucleotide messenger RNA. RefSeq names its product leucine-rich repeat and fibronectin type-III domain-containing protein 5-like. Gene Ontology annotation, molecular function: protein binding. Lineage: Eukaryota; Metazoa; Mollusca; Bivalvia; Myida; Dreissenidae. The transcript has a single exon. Bases 1 to 1425 code for a protein of 474 amino acids. The record is from RefSeq and is a predicted model, not a curated record.